This is a messenger RNA of Drepanopeziza brunnea f. sp. 'multigermtubi' MB_m1, 402 nucleotides long. The record is from RefSeq and is a predicted model, not a curated record. NCBI's taxonomy places the organism in Eukaryota, Fungi, Ascomycota, Leotiomycetes, Helotiales, Drepanopezizaceae.
AUGACCGACGAAAAAAGAACGGGAAAGAUUAGUAAAGAAAUCGAGGCUACGAGUACGGAGGAGUGCUUUAAGAAGCUCGUUAAAAAGCUUAAAAGGAUUCAAAGCUCUUUACGACCAGGUUUAAAAGAUAAUCGAAGUCUUGCUAACAAGCUGUAUUUAGCUUAUAAAAACGUGUUAAAGACUACGAUUACACGAAUGAACCUUGCUUUUACUUUUACCGCCGCAGUUGCCGAUAUUCGCAAAGCUAUUGCGUUUGCAAAUAAAGCCCCUCGACCUUACGCUAAAGCAAGUAAAGCUUACGCGAGCUUUAGCGAGCCACACGAUCACACUUGCUCUUACAACACCUUAAAAGCUGACUCCGAUUUAGACGAAGAAUACGAAUGCUUUAUUCAAGACCGCUAA